GUCCCAUAGAGAUUAUUCCCUCUCAAUGCGCGGUUCCCUUAGUGGGAGGCUCCUUAGGUUGCCGAUGGAACUCUCUUCGCUUAGUCUCCUAGACCACGGUCUUUUCUCCUAACAUUUAGCGUGCAUUCCGUCUGCAUUGGCUUGGGAACUGCUUUCAAGCGAGAGGUCGGUGUGUUGUGAUCGCCCACUUUGCGGGCUGUUUGUGGUUUGACCUUGAUAAACGGAACUGCCCGACAUGGCUAAGUUUCUAGCGACACCAAGUAUGAGGAGUCUUUUCAAGUCUAGCAAGCCGAAGUCGCCUGCUGAGCUGGUAAAGUCGACCGUUGAGUUGCUGACGUCCUUGCGAAGCUCCCAAGACGCGAAAAAGACUGCGAAGAUAGUAGAAGACCUGGAGAAGCAUUUGUAUGACAUGCGUAUCGUGUUGUAUGGGGACACUGAGACGUUCCCUAACGCAGACGCAGUAACUCUUGUGGGGGCAGAGGUGUUCAAGGGGGAUUUUCUUGAACUUCUUAUACGGAACCUUAGCUACCUAACUCUAGAUUCAAAACGAGAUGCGGUUCAGAUCAAUGCUAGCCUGCAAAAGAGGCAGAUUCAAAAUCGUAUGGUCGCGGGCGAGUACCUCAUGGAGCAUACGGACCUUCUGGAUCUCCUCAUAAAAGGAUAUGACGAUCCAGUCCUGGCGCUCUACUACGGGUUGAUGCUCCGGGAGUGCAUUCGCCACCAAUCAGUUGCGAAGUACGUCUUGGAAAGCAAAGAUUUCUUCAAAUUCUUCCAUCACGUGGAGCUACCCAGUUUUGAAGUUUCUUCUGACGCUGCUGCAACAUUUAGGGAGCUCUUGAUGCGGCACAAGGCCACAGCUGCUGAUUUUGUAUUGAAGAAUUACGACAAGUUCUUUGAAGCAUACAACAAGUUAUUGCAAUCAUCUUCUUACAUUACAAGACGCGUUGCAACUAAGCUCUUGGCAGACAUGCUUUUGGAUCGUGCCUAUGUGAUGGUGACAUUGAGAUAUGCGAGCGAUGUUGGCAAUCUGAUUGUGUCCAUGAAUCUUCUCAGGGAUACAAGCAAAGUGAUUCAAGUUGAUGCAUUUCACAUCUUCAAGGUGAUUGUGGCCAAUCCGAAGCGGCCACAAGAUGUUCAGCUGAUUCUUCUCAAGAACAAAGAUAAGCUGCUUCGUUUUCUGCCAGCGUUGACACUCGAGAAGGGAACAGAAGCAGAGGUUUCGUCAUUCGAGGGGGACAAACAAGCAAUUCUGAAAGUGAUCGAAUCAAUGCAACUUAGAGACAUUUCCACUGAGUCGUGAUAUCCAGCUAGCAACCGUAUCAUGCUCUCAGGGUGCAGUAGCACCUGUAUCAGUAACUCAUAGCAAUGCAUUGUAGAGCAUUGCUAUAGCAUCUCCUUAGCCUUCCCAAUCUUUAGGCGAUGUAUGCAUUGCUUCUUAAGAAGUGUAAUCCAAAUUACUUAAGUU
This is a messenger RNA of Closterium sp. NIES-67, 1465 nucleotides long. The record is from the annotation of a GenBank genome assembly. NCBI's taxonomy places the organism in Eukaryota, Viridiplantae, Streptophyta, Zygnematophyceae, Desmidiales, Closteriaceae.